Molecule: messenger RNA, 2714 nt
Organism: Metopolophium dirhodum (rose-grain aphid)
Lineage: Eukaryota; Metazoa; Arthropoda; Insecta; Hemiptera; Aphididae
Product: STAM-binding protein
Exons: 10
Coding region: 432-1664 (410 amino acids)
Biological process (GO): protein K63-linked deubiquitination
Cellular component (GO): endosome; membrane
Molecular function (GO): protein binding; metal-dependent deubiquitinase activity; K63-linked deubiquitinase activity
Source: RefSeq, a predicted model, not a curated record
AUGUUGCUAAGGUGCCGUCUACGAUAGUACGAUUACAUACUAUUCUUGUCUAUGCAUUGAAAAUUCGUACUAAUUCGUUUAUUUUCGUACGACAUAUUUUACAGUGUACAAAGUUAAAAUUAAGGAUUAACAAGGUUUUACGUCAUAAACCAUAGAUCUCGAAAUCGGUUACUCAUUGUAUAUGUCAUAUUUUGAUUAUUUAUUUACUCAUAAAUUUAUAAUUAUUUACCUUAUCAAGUAUUAUCACAACUCACAAGGUAACGUACUAACGUGCCUCAUAGAUUAAAAGUAAAAAAAAUAUGUUAUUCUUACUAUGCACUCGAAUCUCAUAUUAUUCACAGUCAUUUGCAUUAUUUAUACAAUUUGUUGUCUUUUAAGAUAGUUAAACAUUUCAUAAAAAAUUGAAUUUGAUUACAAAAUAUAAAUCAAACAUGAGUCACAAUCAAACUGGUAUAGACAAUUUUAAAGAAAAACCAGAAAAAAGGAUUCAACAAUUGUUGAUGUUAAGUUCAAAAAUUGAGUUGAACACAAGUAUAGCAGCUAGAAAAUAUUACCGAUCUGGGCGAGAGAUGAUCAGUAUGGCUGAUGUGUAUAUUAAAGAAAACAAUUUGGAACAAGCGUAUAUUCUUUACAUGAGAUUUAUGACAUUAUUUUUGGAAACUAUUAAUGAACAUCCAGAUUACAAAAAUGUACCAAUUGAAGAGCGUAAUUUAAAUUAUCGGGCACUUCGUGAUGUCCUUCCGAAAACAGAAAAUAUAAAAGCUAAAUUAUUAGAACAAUAUAGUACAGAAUAUGAGUUGUAUCAAGAACAAAAAGCAUUAGAAGAAUUUAAAGAAAAACGUGAACAAAAAGUAUUAAAUAUAGAAAAGAAUAAUACACCAUCUAGUAAAAAUGUCACUCAAGAACAUUUAAACUCAAUUUUAGAUAAUGCCACCGUACCUAAAUUAAAUAAUCCUACAUCAUUUGAAUUUAGACAACCAGAUCACAAUUUAAUCAAUUUUACUGAAUUGAAUGAUAAUACUUUACCUUCAAAUAUGCCUACAUAUUCAAAUUCAAAAAUACAAUUCAAUCAACAUAAGCCUAUUGUUGAUAGAAGUACCAAACCAAUGUUGAAUAAGAACACUUCGAAUCCAUAUAAUCUUCGCCAAAUAAUAGUCCCAGGCAAUUUAACUAGAAGAUUCCUAGAACAAGCACAACGUAAUACAUCUAAUAACUUGGAGACUUGUGGUAUAUUAGCAGGAAAAUUGAGUUCUAACUGUUUAAUCGUGACUCAUUUGAUGAUUCCAAAACAAAGUGGUACAUCAGAUUCAUGUACUACGAUGAAUGAAGAAGAUAUUUUUGAAUUUCAAGAUAAGCAAGAUCUCAUCACCUUAGGAUGGAUACAUACUCAUCCAUCACAAACCUCAUUUAUGUCAAGUGUAGACUUGCAUACGCAUUAUUCAUAUCAAUUAAUGAUGCCAGAAGCUAUUGCAGUUGUUUGUGCGCCUAAAUAUAAUGAAUCAAAUUUCUUCUUUUUGACGCCUCAUCAUGGCUUACAAGUUAUAGCUGAUUGCAAAUUUUUCAGUGGUUUCCACACACAUAACACAGAGGGUGAUAUUUAUGCUAUUGCUGAACAUUAUGUAUUGGAUGACAACCUGCUGGUCAAUGUGGUUGAUUUUAGAUAGUAAAUAUAUUACAGUAUUUUAAACAUUUGUUUAAAUAUUAACUAAGUGAAAAAUGAAAAUAGUUAUCUAUUGUAUGUUCUGGCGUAAUCUAAAUUACUCAACAAAUUUCCCAAGAUUCUCAAAAAAAUAAUAAUAGUCAAAAAGUUUUAUUGUGAAUUAAAAUAAAAAUGAGUUGUUUCUCCUAAUUUUUUUUGUGACUUCAGAUUCAUCUUUGUAUCCACUUUUGACUUUUCACUAAUUUCUCUUGUUUUUUUUUAUUUCUGCUUAAAUUCUAUAUAUUCAACAUUUUUUACUGUUUUCUAUUUUUCUGAUUACUAAAAAUCCAACGCUAAUUAUAGUUUUUAAACCAUUUCAACAUUUUUUAACAUCAACACAAAUCAAAAAAGUCAAUCAAGUUUUUACUGAGGUUUUUACUAAGUUUCUGCCUAGAAAAAAUGUAUUAGCUGAAUCAGAUUUAAAUUUGUGACUUAUACUAAAAUCUUUUUCCUUAUACAUAUUGUGAAUAAAAUACUCAUUCUAAAGUACUGGUAUCUAAUAUGUGCUGUUAUUGAUAAAAAAAUUCAUACAAAUUCUUAAUGCUCAACAAUGCAUAUACCUAAUAUACGUCAUAGUGGUCAUACCUUUAUAAGUUAAUUACUAGUGUAUCAUAGGCGUGACUAGAGUUCAUCUGCAGCGGCAGCCCUGCUAAUAACCGGCACUACCUUAAUAAUGAACCAAAAAAAAAACCCUAAACACCCAAAGCCAUAGUUUUAAAUUAAAUAUUUUAUUCAGCAUUAUUUAUCUUACAUUUCCAACAUUUAGUCCAUUUUAAGAUAUCUUUGAGUUCUGUCAUCAAAACAUAUAGUAGGUAGUAGGUACCUGGUACCUACUAAAACCAAUUCAGAUUUUUUAUACCUAGUAAUUAUUAAAACUUGGUAUAUUUUGUUGAUUCUAAGAAAUUUAUCUUAUUCAUCAAUUUGAAAUAAAUAUUUGGUAAUGAUUUGUUUUGAUUUUUACUUAUUAAUUAUUAUACUAACUGUUGAUUAAUAAAUUAUUUUCUAUAUUUAUGUA